Bipolaris victoriae FI3 is the source of this 474-nucleotide messenger RNA. RefSeq lists its product as hypothetical. The transcript has a single exon. The coding region runs from base 1 to 474 and encodes 157 amino acids. The record is from RefSeq and is a predicted model, not a curated record. Lineage: Eukaryota; Fungi; Ascomycota; Dothideomycetes; Pleosporales; Pleosporaceae.
AUGCCCUUGCUUCCUCGCAUGGUCAUAGCCACCAGGCAAGUGUUCGAGGACGAAACGCCACACGAAGUCAGUGCCUUCAAAUACUACUUCCUCCUCAUCGGCGUGCUUGUUGUGAUGGUCGCUUUCUUGCUAUGGUACUUGCAUCGACGUACAAAUUAUAGAAGAGAGUUUUGUGGGCAAGACAGCGAGCAGCCACCAGCAAGGGAUAUCCAAACGUGGUCUCAACCUCGGAGAUUCAUGUACGGUAUUUACGAAGCCAGCAGCUCAUUUCUUAGCCGCCAGAAUGAGGGCCUAGAUCAAAAUGGCGAUGCACCACCACCAUAUCAGCCCAAGUCAAGAGCCCCAACUAUCGAUGUGGAGAUUCCACUUCCAACCUUAUCAAGGAGUCUGAGUCAACGCUCCCAACGCUCCCAACACACCCAACCACCGCAUUAUCCUAGCAGUACUGGAGGAGCCACAAGUACGACCGAAUGA